Messenger RNA from Colius striatus (speckled mousebird), 1555 nucleotides. RefSeq names its product actin, cytoplasmic type 5. The transcript has 2 exons. Gene Ontology annotation, molecular function: protein kinase binding; nucleosomal DNA binding. Lineage: Eukaryota; Metazoa; Chordata; Aves; Coliiformes; Coliidae. The record is from RefSeq and is a predicted model, not a curated record. The coding region runs from base 108 to 1238 and encodes 376 amino acids. Gene Ontology annotation, cellular component: membrane; synapse; NuA4 histone acetyltransferase complex. Gene Ontology annotation, biological process: cell motility; axonogenesis.
GGAAGGAAAAAGGGCGGCGCUCCCUGAGCCAAUUAAAUAGCAAAGCGCCGGGCGGCUUCCGCUUCCGGGAGGAUAAAGUGUCGCGCGCGGGCAGCGGCCUGGUCAGCAUGGCGGAUGACGAGAUUGCUGCCCUUGUGGUGGACAAUGGCUCUGGCAUGUGCAAGGCGGGCUUUGCAGGGGAUGAUGCCCCCCGUGCUGUGUUUCCCUCCAUUGUGGGACGUCCCCGGCAUCAGGGAGUCAUGGUGGGCAUGGGGCAGAAGGACAGCUAUGUGGGGGAUGAGGCCCAGAGCAAGAGGGGCAUCCUCACCCUGAAGUACCCCAUUGAGCAUGGCAUCGUCACCAACUGGGAUGACAUGGAAAAAAUCUGGCACCACACCUUCUACAAUGAGCUGCGUGUUGCUCCCGAGGAGCACCCCGUCCUGCUCACUGAGGCCCCUCUGAAUCCCAAGGCCAACCGGGAGAAGAUGACCCAGAUCAUGUUUGAGACCUUCAACACCCCAGCUAUGUAUGUAGCCAUCCAGGCUGUGCUGUCACUCUACGCCUCUGGCCGCACCACGGGCAUUGUGAUGGACUCCGGGGAUGGUGUCACCCACACCGUGCCCAUCUACGAGGGCUACGCGCUGCCCCAUGCCAUCCUGCGCCUCGACCUGGCCGGCCGCGACCUCACCGACUACCUCAUGAAGAUCCUCACGGAGCGAGGCUACAGCUUCACCACCACGGCCGAGAGGGAGAUCGUGCGGGACAUCAAGGAGAAGCUCUGCUAUGUUGCUCUGGACUUUGAGCAGGAGAUGGCCACAGCUGCCUCCUCCUCGUCCCUGGAGAAGAGCUAUGAGCUGCCAGAUGGGCAGGUGAUCACCAUCGGGAACGAGCGUUUCCGGUGCCCUGAGGCCAUCUUCCAGCCCUCAUUCCUGGGCAUGGAGUCCUGCGGCAUCCACGAGACCACCUUUAACUCCAUCAUGAAGUGUGAUGUGGACAUCAGGAAGGACCUGUACGCCAACACUGUGCUGUCGGGCGGUACUACCAUGUACCCUGGCAUCGCUGACAGGAUGCAGAAGGAAAUCACGGCCCUGGCACCCAGCACCAUGAAGAUCAAGAUCAUUGCCCCGCCAGAGCGUAAAUACUCGGUGUGGAUCGGCGGCUCCAUCCUGGCUUCUCUCUCCACCUUCCAGCAGAUGUGGAUCAGCAAGCAGGAGUACGAUGAGUCUGGCCCCUCCAUCGUCCAUCGCAAGUGCUUCUAGAGGGACUGCUGGCAGUCACCUGUGGGGUCAGCCUCCUGGCUGUGUUGGACCACCCUUGUUCCACUGUUUGAGAUUGCACCUCUUAACACUUUUGUUGGGAUACUAAGUAGUGCCCUGUGCAUUUUAAUGGACCAUUAGGCUGUAGUUCUGCUGUGGCUGGCUAGCUGCUCCUUGUGGCUCAGAGGUAGACAGAGGGUCAUUCACUUUUCCUGUCACACUAAUGGAAUGACACUAAAGUUAGGCUUGUCACUUUUAGGUUUGUCACAGCUGACUCCUUUUGUAGGAAAACAAAUAAACUUCUUAGGUUUGAAAACUAA